UCUGGUCUGAAAUUUGAAAUCGCUUUGGUCGUGUGAUCGUUCAACUUCAAUAGUCGCUUACCUCUAGUAAGUAGUAACAAUGUAACAUAGCUAACGAACGUUACCAAGUAGAAAAGGCCCAGAAGACAAUUAAUCAUAUCCGUUGAAUUAGUUGGGCCACUGUAGGGCCGUUGAGUUACCUCUAAAGCCGGUCCAUGAGAUCAACUUAACUUUUUUUUUUUUUUUUUCUUUUCUGUUUUUUUUUUUUUUUUUUUUUUUUGACAAAAAAACAACUUAACUAAAACUGAUUUUGUAUUGGUUGUCUAAAGUAGCUACUAGCUACAAGUGGUGCAAAGACAAAAUGUUGCUAGCAUUUUCUAUCUAUCUAUUUAAUUUAACCUCCCCUAUUCUCACCAGUUGUAUCCAAUUUAAAAUGUUGAAAAUCUAUAGAAGAUUUAAGUUUUAUGACAAAUUUUUCCGAUGCGCCAAUAAAGACGCGAGUGAACUUCACGCGCUGGACACACAUUAUAUUUUCUUUUCUCAAUAAAUCAUUAUUAAAUUAAAUCCCUACAAAGGUUAAUUAAUUAGGUGUUUUGUCGGUUUCGAAAAUUAGGUUAUUUUCAAUAAAAACAUAUGUGUUAUGGUCAGAUUUACUAUUAUCUUGAUAUUGUGUAUUGCUAACUACUAAAAUCUUUUUGUUCCUAACUUCCUAUCAUAGGGAGUUAUUCUAUAUAUGAGCAAAUUCAAUAAUAUGUCUCUAUGAAAAACUUAUCUCACGCGUCAUAAGAUAGAGCGUGAGCACACGCGCUCACAUAUAAUCUAUCUAUCAUAGUAAAUUUAUGCAAUCUAUGUUUGUUUACCUUAAAUUGUCAUUAAACUCUCAAUAUCCUUAGAUCUUUUUCUGUUUAUAUGACUUACCCAUUUAAUUACAUUUCUUGAUUCACCUUCUCAUAUACAAACAAGAGUUAAAAAUAAGAAAGCCUUAGGUUUUGACUAAGCUUAGCCAAAAUGAUUAUGGUGUGUAAUAGAUCUUUAGAUUUUAUUAAUAAACACUCUUUGACACGUUUUGCUCAUAAUCUCACUAUCUUAAACCCAAAACAUACUCCUCUUAGAUUUUCACUCCCCAAAAACCUAUAUAAGAAGACACUCUCCACAACAUAAAAGAUCAUAGUAACAAGAAGAUCUUAUAACAAGGCUUCCCUUUCAAAGAGAAAAUCAACACCUUCUUGAGCGAAAUGGAUGACUUGAAUGUUUUUGCGAAUGAAGACAAUCAAGUGAAUGGUGUGAAGCCCACACCUCCACCGCGAGUAUGUGCAAGGUGUGAUUCUGAUAACACCAAGUUUUGUUAUUACAACAACUACAGUUUGCUUCAACCGCGCUACUUCUGCAAGAACUGUCGUAGAUACUGGACUCAUGGUGGGACUUUAAGGAACGUACCAAUUGGUGGAAGCUCUCGUGCCAAGCAGGCAAGGGUAAAUCAACCUUCGGUUGCUCGGAUGGUUCCUGUUGAGAUCCAACCAGUUAACCAUCAACCUUUCUUGAAUGUCCAAGAAAACAUUAAUUUUGUUGGACCUUUUGGUGCUUCAUCUUCAUCUUCUGAUGCUGCUGUUGGGAACCAUUUCGGUUCUUUGUCUGAUAUUCAUGGUGGUAUGGUAACAAAUGUGCAUCCAACUCGAACUUUCCGACCAAAUCAUCGCUUAGCUUUCCCUGAUGGAUCAUUUGAGCAAGAUUAUUACGACGUCGGAUCCGAUAAUCUUAUGGUCAACCAACAAGUUGGUGGAUAUGUUGAUAAUCACAACGGUUAUUACAUGAAUCAAGUGGAGCAACACCAGUGGAACCAGAGCUUCAACAACACUAUGAACAUGAAUCACAAUAACGCCAGCACUAGUGGAAGUAGCAUAGGAUCUGACAUGAACGUGAACAACGAUAACAACAAGUACAGAUACCUCAACUCUGUGAUUAUGCAUCCUUAUCAUUUGGAGAAGGAUGGUCCUUGAAUCUUAACCAUAUUACCUGUUUUUCUUUUUCUAAUAAAAUAAGUCAAUGUCUCAGUUUCAUUUGGAGUCUCAGUUUCUCUUUUAUGUUUUCUAUUUAUUUCAAGUUAUUAAAGUUUGUGUCGUUGUGGUUCGUCUAAUCUAUUGUAAAAUAAUAUAUUUAUCUAGUAAUCACCAUUUCUUUGUUUUGCAAUUUGCUUCUUUCUUGA
Molecule: messenger RNA, 2182 nt
Organism: Arabidopsis lyrata subsp. lyrata
Lineage: Eukaryota; Viridiplantae; Streptophyta; Magnoliopsida; Brassicales; Brassicaceae
Product: dof zinc finger protein DOF4.5
Exons: 1
Coding region: 1215-1976 (253 amino acids)
Biological process (GO): regulation of DNA-templated transcription
Molecular function (GO): DNA binding; DNA-binding transcription factor activity
Source: RefSeq, a predicted model, not a curated record